Messenger RNA from Mycena indigotica, 1245 nucleotides. RefSeq names its product Glycerol-3-phosphate dehydrogenase [NAD(+)]. The record is from RefSeq and is a predicted model, not a curated record. Gene Ontology annotation, molecular function: NAD binding; glycerol-3-phosphate dehydrogenase [NAD(P)+] activity. Gene Ontology annotation, biological process: glycerol-3-phosphate catabolic process; carbohydrate metabolic process. The transcript has 9 exons. NCBI's taxonomy places the organism in Eukaryota, Fungi, Basidiomycota, Agaricomycetes, Agaricales, Mycenaceae. Gene Ontology annotation, cellular component: cytosol; glycerol-3-phosphate dehydrogenase (FAD) complex. Bases 1 to 1245 code for a protein of 414 amino acids.
AUGCAAAAGUCUGUAACAGCAACGCCACCACGCGCACUUCGUCUUGGGACUCUUGGCCUCCGUACUCGUUCUCGUUCUCCAUCAACUCCUCGCCCUCGCCGAUAUUCUUUUGCUGCCCUUGACUCUUUUCGUUACCAAAUGGCUACAUCAAAAGUGCAACCCGAGAGUAACUCUAAAGUCCUGAUUUUAGGAGCCGGAAACUUUGGUUCUUGUCUAGCUGAACAUCUGGGCGACUCUGACCACCGCGUUUUCCUUUGGGCACGGGAAGAAGAUGUCGUCAAGCACUUUAAUUCCACACAGAAACAUUCCAAAUACCUACCUGACCAUACCUUCUCCAAAAAUAUCGUUGCUGUCGGCCCCGAACUCCCCGAUGGCACGUUUAUCAAUGAGAUGGAUGUUGUCCUGUUCGCCAUUCCCACUCAAUUUCUCAGACAAAACCUUGAGAUCCUCAAUUCCUCUUUCGACAAGGGCAAACUUCCAUUGCUGAUUUUUGUGAACAAAGGCAUAGAAAUCGGCACAGACGCUUUGACUCUCGAAAUUAUCGCGGACACAUGUGGUGUCGAGGUUGCGAAAGCUGCGACGUUCAUCUCCGGUCCAUCCUUUGCGAAAGAAAUUGUCCGAAGGAAGCCGACAUCUGUUUCGGUCGUCUCUUUUACGGAAGCGGAGGCAAACAAAACUGCAGCACUUUUCCAUCAGCCACAUUUUAGAUGUUAUACGGGCAGUGACCCUAUUGGCGUUGAGUUGUCAGGAGCACUCAAAAAUGUGUAUGCUAUCGCCGCUGGAAUGAGCGAUGGUCUUGGAUACGAAAACAACACGCGCGCCAUGAUCAUUACUCGUGGUCUUGCUGAGAUGACUUGCAUUGGGACAGCAUACGGCGCUUCUCCACUUACAUUUCUUGGACUAGCGGGAGUAGGAGAUCUUUUUCUGACGUGUAGUUCGUCAAGCAGUCGGAAUUACACAGUGGGAAAACGCCUUGGGCAAGGAGAACAGCUGGACACCAUCAUCGAAACACUUGGAAGCGUGGCAGAGGGCGUAUCGACCGCUAAGAGUGUGCGAGAACUGAUUAGAAAAUUGGGGGUAGUAAAUUGCCCGAUAGCUGAGCGCGUUUACGAAGUGCUAUAUGAAGGGAAAUCGACAAAUACCGCAGUGACGGAGUUAAUGCUUUUACCGCAGUCGAGGGAGUUGACUUUGCCGCCGACCAUAGGGAAGCCCGCAGAAAAAUUGUUACAACGCCUGGGAUUGUAG